AUGAAGCACAGGCCUUCUGUAUGUCCUCCAAGAUCAACUACAAGACACAAUCCAUACACUGAUCCAGAAAAUCAUAUUUGGUCUCCACAAUACACUGAUCUUGAUAAACCUGAAACACUUGCAAUCAAUCCAAGUUAUAUACCUGUUCCAAAACGGAGCAAAUUACCUUUUACACCAUCAAAUGAUCCUGUUCUUGAUGACAGUGAAAGAGAAUUGCAAGCUAAAGCGAAAAGAUUGGCCCGAUUUAGAGACGAAAAGAUAUGUGUCCAGUACACUAGGACAACUGAGAGGGAAGCUGCACUGAUAAGACCAAUGGCAAUCCUGCAAAAGACAAUGGAGUAUCUUUUAAACUUGUUGGAUCAAUCCUAUGAUGAUCGAUUUCUUGGUUUAUACAACUUUUUAUGGGACAUAAUGAGCGCAAGGAAUUUUUUAAUAUCAAUUGCAUCUCAAAUGUCAAGGCCAAAUCUAGGUUUAGAUGAACGAGUUGUUCAGUUACCUGUUCAGGUAAAGUUGAUGGAAGAAAGGAAUAUGAAGCCACUUGAUUUAAAUCUUGUAGCAUUAUCAGCAAGAUGCAGUAAAGACUUGGAGUUGAAUUUGGCUAAGUCAUUAUUGUGUGAGAUGGGCCAAUGUACAACUGCUUAUCCAUAUAAUCAGCUGUUUGGAGCAUUAGUCUUAAAGAAUUAUGAAAUGCAAGAUGCAACUUUACUUAGUUGGAAUUUGAUAUACAUAGUAGAUUAG
Messenger RNA from Lactuca saligna, 738 nucleotides. The record is from the annotation of a GenBank genome assembly. Lineage: Eukaryota; Viridiplantae; Streptophyta; Magnoliopsida; Asterales; Asteraceae.